AUGCAAUCGAUACAAUAAUUUGGCGAUCUAUUUUGUAAGGUGGCUGCUCGAGAGAGUUCCUCGGAUGCAAACAAGGCUUUCUUAGCGUUUGGUGAGGCACAUCGCUGUAUUAACGAGCAGAUGCUCAAACUAAUGCGAAGUUUACAUCCAAUCAUACGCGACUUGAAUACUUUUGCUGAAAAGGCGAUAGCUGAAACGAAUUUAACAAUGAAGAAAUAUUUGGAUGUGAAAUUUGAAUACUUAUCGUUCUGUUUGAAACUGAAAGAGAUAGAUGAUGAAGAGGUGCAAUUCGCAUCAUUGGAUGAACCUCUAUAUCGACUUGACACGGGCAAUUAUGAAUACAGGUAG
Molecule: messenger RNA, 348 nt
Organism: Anisakis simplex (herring worm)
Lineage: Eukaryota; Metazoa; Nematoda; Chromadorea; Rhabditida; Anisakidae
Source: the annotation of a GenBank genome assembly